Prunus armeniaca (apricot) is the source of this 396-nucleotide messenger RNA. NCBI's taxonomy places the organism in Eukaryota, Viridiplantae, Streptophyta, Magnoliopsida, Rosales, Rosaceae. The record is from the annotation of a GenBank genome assembly.
AUGUGUGGAAAUGAAAACCUUCAUUUGGGCCAUGGCAGGGCGCCCAAGGAUGACGUUGUAGGCUGUUGGGCAGUCAAUAAUGAGGAAGGGAGUGGUAAUCGUCGCCCGCUAAGGUGCUACUCCAAUAAAGAUAGGGAGAUGGAUGCUUCCAAUGGGUUGGACAACAUCACCGGAAAAGCUCACCAGGGGUGUGAUGCUUCGGUCAAGCAAGUGAGACGGGAUCUAGAGCUCGUUGAAAGCAUCAGCAAACAUCACACUGACCGAGCUGCCAUUGUCCACCAAGAUACGCCCAACAUCAAAGUUAGAAAUGUUGACGCGGAUAAUGAUUGGGUCAUUGUGGGGGAGAAUGACACCACGCUCCUCUUCCUCGCAGAAGGCGUCCCUGCUCAGUGCUGA